Messenger RNA from Ruditapes philippinarum (Manila clam), 890 nucleotides. RefSeq lists its product as uncharacterized. Bases 16 to 765 code for a protein of 249 amino acids. The transcript has 2 exons. The record is from RefSeq and is a predicted model, not a curated record. NCBI's taxonomy places the organism in Eukaryota, Metazoa, Mollusca, Bivalvia, Venerida, Veneridae.
UUACAUAAAAGGAAAAUGGCAGUCAGUCUUGUAUUAAACGUUUUUCUUAUCUUUUCAUGCAUUUGUUGCUUGGUGCAUUGUGAAUGUCCAAGAAAUGGAACAUGUUGUGACCAGUUCCAGUGUGAAUACAGUUUAUACAAGAAACUUAUUGAGUUAGAAAGCAAACUUGGUUCUUUGGAAAUUCAAUUAGAAGAAAGUCGUAACAAAAUAGAAAAAGUUCCAAAAAGCGGAUCAACCUACGUACGAUGGGGACGAACGACAUGUAGAGGUGAUUCAAAGGAAGUUUAUAACGGAUAUGCCGCAGGGUCGCACCACGCGGAGCCUGGUGGAGCUGCCAAUGCCCUUUGCCUUACAAAGUCACCUAAAUGGGGACAGUAUACGUCAACAGUUGAAUCAGGCGGCGCCUUUAUUUACGGGGCUGAGUAUAGUGUGUACAUGCACACUGACUGGAAGCACUUACAGGACCAUGACGUACCUUGUGUGGUUUGCCAAGUUCCACGAAGUGAUAUUUUGAUGGUCCCUGGCAGUAACAUUUGCCCAACAGGAUACAAGAUAGAAUACAAUGGCUAUCUAAUGGCUGGACAUACCCGAGGGUCUGUUGCGUCUGAAUACCUCUGCGUAGAUUCUCUUCCGGAGAAAUUAUAUGGUGGCGACGGAGAUAAAACAGCAAAAGUAUUCUGUAUCGUUCAAGCUAUAUGCGGUUCUCUUAAAUGCCCACCGUAUGUGAAUGGACGGGAACUUACUUGUGCUGUAUGCUCACGUUAGCUUUUGUGUUAUAUACUGUGCUUAAAAACAUAAAAAAAUGUUUCAGCUUUGAGAACUCAGAUUGAUUUUGAUAUCAUGUUAAUGUUAAUAACAAGCAAAUAAAGAAAUAAACACAUUUUCUCUGA